Ostreobium quekettii is the source of this 1896-nucleotide messenger RNA. The record is from the annotation of a GenBank genome assembly. Lineage: Eukaryota; Viridiplantae; Chlorophyta; Ulvophyceae; Bryopsidales; Ostreobiaceae.
AUGGCCCCCCGGCGGCCUCGGGGCGCGUGGCUCACGGCGGCCGCCUGCCUCCUCCUCCUGGCCGUCUGCGCGCCCCGCCGUGCCCAAGCCGCCGUACCGGACGACCUGAGCAAUUUUCAGAACGAGUUCGUCUGCAGCGCGGACGUGCGCAUUGUGAGGCCGAGGACGAUCCAAGACGUACAGGCUGCUGUGUCUCUGCAUGACAAAAUAAUGCCGCUUGGAGCUGGGCACUCUUGGAACAAGCCCUUCUUUUGCGCCGGUGGCGCCACCGCCGCAGCAGCAAACAACCAUCAGAGUUCCGCCAACGUCGCAAUGACUACCAUGAGGCCGAUGACCAUCACGGUGGACGAACAGGAAGAGACCGCAUGGAUCGACGCCGGCAUCCUGGUCGUGGACGCUCUGACCUAUCUUUCUAAUUACGUCACAGAAGUGGCUCCCCGGGGAUGGACGCUUGCUUCGUACCCAUUCUGGGUCAAGCAGACUGUGGCAGGGGCCAUUGCCACAGGCACGCACGGCAGCACCCUGAAGCACGGGUCCCUGUCGCAGCAGGUGGUGGCCUUGAGAGUCGUGCUGGCCGACGGCUCCUUGGCGGAAUUCAAUCAUCACCACCAUCCCUUCCUGAUGAAGGCGUUUCGUGUGAACAUGGGAAAACUUGGAAUUGUUACCUCCGUGAAAUUCCGAAUCGUUCGAGAGCAGCCAGUCAUCAGGACCGUAUCCAAGGGCAUUCUGCCAUCCGCUUUUCUCCAGUCCUUGAGAGAGGCGCAAGACAUGUUUAACUACAAUGGAGAGGUGCCGAGGUGGAUGAACGAGAGCCAAGUAUUCUGGAUACCACAGCUAAACGAGUUCAUCAGGUACGACUUCGAUAGGGGUGACGACCCCGAUCCCAACAUAAGGGAGCACGUUCUCAGGAACGAGCGUCCGGACAGCACAACUUUGACUGAGGAGGUGUCAUCGGGGGAGGGCAUUGGAUAUUUCCACAAAGUGAAGGGAAUAUUGAGGAACUCUUUGACACAGAUACUCCAGCAGACCAUUGAUGCGAGGAUCAAUUAUCCACUCGUGGGCCCAAGGGCGGUGCGCACUGCCGAUCCACACGAUCCAUUCGGUGUCGCCAAAGGGGUGUUGUGGGAAGAGCCAAGGAAGAAGCAUCCCCAGCCCUACUGGGCGCACGACAUCGGCAAGACCGCCAUGGCGGGCAACGCCCUGGCCCUCCUCACCGCCCUCCCCGGCGGCGCCUUCGAGGCGCACGAGGCGUACCCCACGUACCCCUCCACCGCCGCCCUCGCCCUCGUCGACCACGUCCUCUACGACCAGUACGAGGUGGCCAUCCCCUUCGCCACCAUGGCCGACUGCCUGGCCGGCAUGCUGGAGACGGUGUACGGAGAGGACAUCGAUGGAGUUGACCCCGUGGCGUCCUCGCAAGACAGGGGCUUCCGAACGGCCCCCCUCAUACGGUUCGUCAGCCAGGAGGAGGGCCUUCUGUCCCCCACGAACGACGGACCUCGCAUGUACAUCAACAUGGAGGAUUACAGGUACUACAAUGGUGGCGGACAGAGGAACGAGCCAUUUUUCAGGCUGAUGGCCUUCGUGAGGGGGAGCCCGCUGUGCAACGCGAGGAUGCACUGGGGGAAGGCGGGGUGGCCUGACGCGGGGUGCUUCAGCGGUGCGGAGGAAUACCCGGAGACUUGGUGCGAUUUCGGCUGCGCGGUGCGGGCGCUGGACCCAUGGGGAAAGUUCCAGGACAGCGCGGGCGACCGCUGGAACUGGGAGGGUGCCGACCUGGAGAGGUGCUGCAACGAGGGCGGGUAUGACAGGUCCAUUGAGGGGUGCAACUGCCAGGUGCCGAGGCUGAGGUCUGUGGAAGACUGCCCACCGUCGCCUUUCUACACGGAUCAGUAG